AUGGCUGCAGUUAUCCAGCAGAGUGGAUGCGCGGAUAACGACGAUAAUGAAGCCUAUUGGAAAGCCUACGACUCUGCUAAAACAGGACAUCUCGCCGUACUGCUUGAUAAGAUCAAUGUCAAUGCCAGAAGCCAACAUAGGCCAGAUUCGAGGUCAAAUAUCAUAUUCCAGCUCUUGCUGCUCAUCUUGGCCAUGCUUCCAGGAUCGAGCUUGUGUCAUCUCAGAUGCAUGGGCAAAAUUGUCAUGUCGACGCAGAGUUCGAAGAUGGGAUGGCAUGGAUUGCCGGAGAUUGACGACCAUGACGAAAUUUUCGACGCAAUUAUUGACUGGGACGAUGCCAACGACCCGGACUAUCCCCUUCCAGCAGCGCCAUCCCAGUUACAGAUACUCACCGUUGACCGUGGCGAUAUAUCAACGCAAGCCCUGUCUCGAAUCAUCGAGCACUGCACCAACUUUGAAUCAUUCAGAUAUAUAGUAUGCUACGCAAUGGGCGUAUUUGGCCGAUACUGGGAGAACCUCCCCGAAAUAGAUCCCAUACCGGACAUGACGCUCGAAUCCGUCUGUGCUGCCCUACUCAAACACACCAAAACAUCACUACGACGUCUCCAUCUCGAAAUUUCUGAUUACGGCGCAAUGUGUGGGUGUCGUCAUGACCAUUGUCUCAAGCCAUACGGAAAGUACAUAUCCAUCAACCCUUGCGCACCACAAACCACGAAUUGGAAAUGGAACGAGUUCACGAAUCUGGAACGUCUGACUCUGGAUCUGGAUAUAUUCAGUAACUCUACAGGAGGCUGGCUUCCGUUCGCGGAGACAUUGCCCGUCUCAAUCAAAGAAGUCACGAUCCUGUGCCAUCGCUGUCCUCCAGGCACCAACAAACUCGACUUUGAAAACAUAUUCCGCGGAUUCAAACCUCAAGACUUCCCAGGUCUACGCUCUAUAAACGCAUGGCAUCGCAAUUUUAAAGAUUUCACUGAAAUCGGCCAUAAUGGAGCCGACUACAUUCUGCAAACAUAG
Messenger RNA from Talaromyces marneffei, 1014 nucleotides. RefSeq lists its product as uncharacterized. The transcript has 3 exons. The record is from RefSeq and is a predicted model, not a curated record. Bases 1 to 1014 code for a protein of 337 amino acids. Lineage: Eukaryota; Fungi; Ascomycota; Eurotiomycetes; Eurotiales; Trichocomaceae.